AUGCCCAUCAAGAGGCCGGCAGCAUCCGGCUCUGCAAAAACUCCAGCCUCGGCCGUGGCCAUGAAGAGGCCGGCGGCAUCCGAAUCUGAAAAGACGGCGAGCAAGAAGCCUGCGAAGGCUCCAGGCCCAGCGACUGCGAAGACAGCAGCCGAAGAGACACCGGAGAAGCGUGUCAAGUUUCGAAGGCUCGAAGCCAAAGAAAGCUUGUCACUGUCCCUGGAGUCGGAGAGACCAGCCGAGAAGACACCGGAAAAGUGGCAGGGGCUGCUAAGGCUCCGAGCGGACUUUUCGCCGGGGCUGAGAGUGGACUUCUCGCCGGCGGGCUCAGAUGCCACAACCAAGGAGGUCAGCGGUGAACGGCUGAGAAAAAGCAGCGGCACUGCCACACCCAGGGAUGCUGCUGCCAAGAAACCAUCCAGCCUGGCAGAGCACUUGUACAACCAGCAGUGUUGGGGUCAGCUGAGCUUGGCCCAAGUGAGGGACAUAGCGGUUCGGGCUUGCGACGACUUCGCAGCUGCCGGGGCCGCUCCGCCUCCAGACCUUCAGAUGCUGGGGCAGCUGGGGGAAAACAGAACAGAGACCCACAAUCUUUGGCGCGAUUUGCAGCGAAGGACGGUGAAACCCUUUCUUCAGCCUUGCUGGGAGAACAUCCCCCUGAGCAUGGGGGAGCGACAGCUGCCUUUCUUCAAGCCACAUUACAUCUUCGAGACCCUUAGAGAUCAGAGACCUCAAACCUUUGCGGCCUCUAUCUGUCCGGGAGAGGAGUCUGUGGCACGGUUUUGGCGGGAAUGCGGAGACCAUCCUGCCCUACGGCAGCACCCCGUCAGAGCCUUGCCUAACUUUGACAAGAGGGCAGUUCCCGUGGUCCUGCACGGCGACGGCGUGCCGAUCACGGCAAUAGGAGCUUCGCAGAAGAGCUGCUGCUUCAUCAGCUGGCGGUCUUUGCUCUGCCGCUGGACGGCGACCCGAAAGCAGCACUACCUGAUCUGUCCGGUGUGGUCUGAUCACCUGGCCAAGACGAGGCAACACAACACGGUCGAUGCCAUCUGGAAACAGAUCUGCGACUCCUUCGAUGGAAUGCUGGCAAGCGCUGCCAGACAUCGAAGCUACUUCGCAGUGCCUGUGUUCUGCACAGGCGACUUGGAGUGGUACAACCUCACCCACGGGUUACCAAGAUGGAACUCAUUGCGACCAUGCGGUUUGUGCAGCGUGCAGCGAAAGGAUAUGUUCCAAUUCCUUCGUGUCGACAACAUCGAGGAAGAUGCCUGGGUCAUCCCUCGGCAGCACUCGUGCCGACUGCUGAUCAGAACCCUGUCGCCCAAAUCGGUGGUGCCAGAUCUGAUGCAUACAAAACAUCUGGGUGUGGAUCAAAGGAUAUGUGGAUCCGUGAUUUGGCUUUUGGUCGCGGAGAUUCUACCGGGCAGCUUCGACGAUAAUAGGGCCUCUCUUCUGGCUCAGAUGAGAGCAUUCUGGUCCGGAACAUCCAUGCGGGGCAUUACGAACCUGACUCGCGGCAUGUUCCUUGGAGACAAGGAUGACCCCAUGUGCAAGAAAACGUUCCCCUGCCUCAAAGCCAAAGCAGCGGAGACCCAGGCUUGUGUGCAAGCCCUCGAAGCAAUCUGGACUGAGCAUAUGGAUGCCAGCAAGGAACUUCACGUCCUGGUGCAGCUGGUGCUUCAGUUCAGUGCUUUGAUCGAUCGCAAGCUACGUGAGGAAGCCGACAGCUGGCACCCAGGCCGCAAGACGUGCGAUGAGCUGGUGACUGCUGCAAUUAGCAUGCUACAGUGCAUGACCCGUCUCACCAAGGAGUACCUGAGGCAGCAGCGACGCUUGUUCCAAUUAACGUUUAAGUCUCACUGGCUGGUCCAUGCUCUCCAGAUCGCAGCCUGGAUUUCACCAGUCCAUGUCUGGACAUACUCCGGCGAGGAUUAUAUGGGUCUGUGCCACGACAUUCUGCUUGCAGAGCGGGUCACUGUCUCCAAGCUGGAGACAGCGAUCGAGAAAGGUAUGGAAAACCUUCGGCAUCGAUCGUUGGAUCGAUGCCUCGCAGGCUUAGAUGAUAUGACAUGGAAGACUGCGUUGGCGACCCAUGUAGCACAGUUCUGCAGUCUAGAGCCCCUGCUGCAUCAGCUGUUGAAGGUGUGCCACAACGGUUUGCUGCCGAACUCGCUUCUGCUCAAGGCUUUGCAAGCGUGCCACAGCCGGAACAACUUCGAAGCAGUUCGACCAAGCCAUGCCCUAGGGGAACAAUGGUUGCAGAGUGCCCUGAGCUACUUCAUGCUCAGAUUGCGGAUGAUGACGGGGAAGCUGCGAGACCUUAUAGACAACGAGCAACUCAGGAAGAGCUUCUUCAGCAGAGCGAUCAAGCAUCAGCAGGAGUUGAUCUUGGGUCUGCUUCAGAUCAUUAAGCCCGAGCUGCAAGUGCAAGACUCGGAUGGUGCAGCCAAGCCGUGGACUGCAUGCGGGGCGAACGAGGACCCCCAGAUGCCGUCGGAGGAUGAGCGAGAGAUCGAGAAAAACUUUUUGGAGUUGCAGCGGCCCAGCAAAGCUGCUGACCACCUGGCUUGUGAAUGCACCCAGUGCUGCAAGUUCCAGCAGCACGAGGAACGUCUUCAAGCCCUGCAGACCUCAACGGCUCCACUGAAAAGGCCCAGCAUGAAGCGUCCAGCUGCUGCCCUGGCUGCCGCACCUGCAGCCGAUGCCGAGCCUGCCGUCCCUGCUGCGGUGCCACGGGAAGGUGAGCCUGAGGACUUUUACAGGUGGGGCUGCUCCAAAUGCCGCAGUCUCGUGCACGGCUGCGGCCGCUGCAAAGAUUUCGCUGAUCGCGGUCACAAUCGUUAUGUCCGAACAGAGGGCGGACAGUGGUUGGAUGGCUUCGACUUUACGCCUUGCGUGGUGAAGGCUGGGCAGAGGGCUUUCAAUCCAAAAUGGGAUCCAAUGGAUGCAGCGAGCAGCUUCCAAGCUAGGGACUUCCAGUGGGUGGCACAGUUGCCGGUCCUCUGGGAAAACAACCGUGCCUUCCGUGAACGGUCUUUGAAUGGCCAGUCGCUGUUGCGUGGGAUUCACCAGCCCGGGCAUGGAGACCGCGAAGUCGUGCUUGGCAACAUUCAGUGCUGCAAGUUGAAUGGCGAGGUGUUGAAAGUCGUCCUGAAACUUAUGGGUGACGAAGGGUGCAUUUUUGUAGCCAAAGUUUACCUGCUUCAUGCAGCUGCAUUGGAGUUUCAUAGCAACUCUGGAUAUCCGGAAGCCGCCUCUUUGGGCGCGGUGGCUCAUUCGGACGGCUGGGGCUUGAAACGCAUGCUGAGCUUCUUGAAGCGCAAAUGGAUGAGGGGUCAGACACCUCGUGACAGACUGAUUCGUGCAUUGGUUGCUGAGUUCCAGCGGGCCUACGAGACUCUCAGGGCUGCUGUUGGCGAUCGCAUAGCGCGGGCUCUCAGAGCUCGAGGGGACGAUGAUGACACCGAUGAUCCAGAUGGAGCCCUUGAUGUGGACUCCGACCAGUGCCGUGCCCCUGCACCGGCACUGGCCGAGGUUUUCGAAGCGCCCCCGCCAGCCCCCGCAGCCGUCGAGGAGCCAGUGGCCACGGCAGCAGAUGUCGUGCUUCCGGCCCCGGCCAGCGAGGUGCCGCAGGACGGGGCACCAGCAGAGACUGAGGAUGAAGAGAAGGCCAAGGAUGCGAUGCAGGAUCGGCCACCGUCCCAGGAAGACUUGAUAGCGCAACUCAGAAUUGCGGAGCUGAAGCUCGAGGCCAAACGCUUGCAGCUGGGCUUUGUUUCACGGAUGGCCAUAGAGCGGAAGCGUGCUGUGAAGCAGUUUGCCAAGAGCCUGCCACGAGGACCGAUCGCUGUGGAUUCAGAUGAUGAGGCAAACCCUUCACCCCCGGUCAAGUCUGCUGCAUUGCUUCCGACCUCCGCGGCAAAUCCGGAUGCUUUGGAGACCCAGCCUUUCGAGAUGGACACUCAGACGGUGCAAGAUGUCCUGACUAGGUUGGACCAGCCCGUGCCAUCGCCCCCUGCCAAGACCUUUGCUGAGCUUCAGACUUUGGUCCUGAGCCCCCAGAACACUACGUCGCCGGUUGCGUCGCCUUUGGUGCCGCCAGCCGAAACGGAGACCCCGAGUCCCCGAGGUGUUCCUGUGGCUGAAAUCACGCCGGUGAAGACUUAUGCCAGUCGCGACGAUCAGCUUCAAGUGAAGGGCGCCAACGAGGACGAGAAGAAGGCCAGAGCGGCUGAGAAGGAGGCACAAAAGGCUGAGAAAGCUACUCGUGGGAGAGGCCGGGGUGGCCGUGGCAGAGGCCGCGGUAAUGCGCGGAAGACGUCCCAUGCCGCUGACGAGCUGCACCAUGGGGGCCGACCCAGGAAGGAUCAGCAAGACGAGUGUCCGGAGAUUGAGACGGGCAAUGGCAAGAACAAAGGGGGCCGACCCAGAAAGGAUCAGCAAGACGAGUGUCCCGAGUCCGAGACGGGCAAUGGCAUGAACAAAGGGGGCCGACGCAAGAAGGAUCAGCAAGACGAGUGUCCGGAGACCACGGGCAAAGCUAAGAAAGCCAAAAAGGGAAAUGCAGCAGCUGAAGCUGCCGAUGCUCCAGCCUUGCGAGUUCGUGGCAAGAGAUGCGCGGAAGUGGCUUCGCAGCCGAAGUCCAAGCGUGUGCCAGUGCCAGUGCAGACCCAAAGUGGCUAUACGUGGCCCUUGACCUUUGCUCGCCGCUACCGCCCCCGUGGGGACAACUACACCCAGAAGCUCUGGGAGGGAUGUAUUCUUGCAUUCAAGAAUGUGAUCGUGUCCCACCUCGAACCGGGCUCGCAAUCGGCCGCUCAGUCCGACUUCUUCGAUUUUGCGAAGCAGUUCAUCCCGAACGAUGAGAAAGUGAAGAACUUCUUUCGCCGCAAGAGUGCCCAGACUCGCUUGCUCAGUGUUUUCGUCCUUUGCAUUUUGCUGCUGUUAUGGAACGAAAGCAUUGACUUCGACAAGGAUAUCGAUCUCGCGGAGCUCUUCAGUGGAUCCGGAACCCUCUCCAAGGAGUUCUAUUAUGAGGGUAAGGAGGUGGUCGCAUGUGAUUUGAAAUAUGGACAUUCUGUUCAGCGGUUCUAUGUGGUCGGCCGAAUAGCUGUGUAUGGCUUGGUGUUCUUUGCAGCUCCUGGGUUUCUAUCUCCCGCCCGUCAACAAGAAGAUCAUAUGCUAAUCCCGAAAGCUUUGAAGGCUACGAGAAGGUGA
This is a messenger RNA of Symbiodinium sp. CCMP2592, 5214 nucleotides long. Lineage: Eukaryota; Dinophyceae; Suessiales; Symbiodiniaceae. The record is from the annotation of a GenBank genome assembly.